Oryza brachyantha (malo sina) is the source of this 2239-nucleotide messenger RNA. Its product is annotated as beta-amylase 3, chloroplastic-like. Bases 175 to 1842 code for a protein of 555 amino acids. Gene Ontology annotation, biological process: polysaccharide catabolic process. Gene Ontology annotation, molecular function: beta-amylase activity. NCBI's taxonomy places the organism in Eukaryota, Viridiplantae, Streptophyta, Magnoliopsida, Poales, Poaceae. The transcript is spliced from 4 exons. The record is from RefSeq and is a predicted model, not a curated record.
CCAUGCCGAUUCUUCCCUCCCAAUUCGCCUCCUCGAUUUCUCCUCUUCAAAUCCAACCAAGAAACGCAAAAGCUUCUCCUUUUCUUCUUCUUCGUCUUCGUCCCCGGCCAAAUCAAUCUUGGUUGUGAGCAUCUCGGCAGCUCGAGAGAGGUAGCAAUUAAGCGUAGGCUAGCCAUGGCGUUGACGCUGCGGUCAUCCACGUCGUUCCUGUCGCCGCUCGACCCGACCUCCAAGCUACACAAGGCGGCGGCCGGGGAGGACGCGCCGCCGUGCUGCGUCUCCGUCCCGCCGGCGCCGGCGGCGAGCGCCACCACGCGCAGGCUGCGGCUCGCCAGGGCGGCGCCGGCCGAGCACGCGGCGGGGACGGCGGGGGGUCCCGAGGCGGCGGUGCUGCGCCUGCACGGGGGCGGGGGCGGGCACGGUGGAGGCGGGCUGCGGAGGGGGACGCCGGUGUACGUGAUGCUGCCGCUGGACACGGUGGGGCCGGGGGGCCAGCUGUCGCGGGCGCGGGCGCUGGCGGCGAGCCUGAUGGCGCUGCAGAGCGCCGGCGUGGAGGGGGUGAUGGUGGACGUGUGGUGGGGCGUGGUGGAGCGGGACGGCCCCGGCCGCUACGACUGGGCGGCCUACGGCGAGCUCGUCCGCAUGGUGGAGCGCGCCGGCCUCCGCCUCCAGAUGGUCAUGUCCUUCCACCAGUGCGGCGGCAACGUCGGCGACUCCUGCCACAUCCCGUUGCCGCCAUGGGUGGUGGAGGAGAUGAGCUCGAACCCGGACAUCGUGUACACGGACAGGUCCGGCCGCCGCAACCCAGAGUACAUCUCCCUCGGCUGCGACGAGCUGCCGUUGCUCAACGGCAGGACGCCCGUCCAGGUCUACUCAGACUACAUGCGCAGCUUCCACGACACAUUCCGCGACUAUCUCGGCAACGUCAUCGUGGAGAUCCAAGUAGGGUUGGGGCCCUGUGGUGAGCUGAGAUAUCCUUCGUAUCCUGAGGCCAAUGGAACAUGGCGUUUCCCGGGCAUCGGCGAGUUCCAAUGCUAUGACAAGUACAUGAGGGCGUCGCUGCAGGCGGCGGCGGAGGCGGCGGGGCACGAGGAGUGGGGGAGGGGCGGGCCGCACGACGCCGGCGAGUACAAGCAGUUCCCGGAGGAGACGGGGUUCUUCCGGCGGGACGGGACGUGGAGCACCGAGUACGGCGCGUUCUUCCUGGAGUGGUACUCCGGGAUGCUGCUGGAGCACGGCGACCGCGUGCUGGCCGCCGCCGAGGCCGUCUUCCGCGGCACCGGCGCGGCGCUGUCGGCCAAGGUCGCCGGCAUCCACUGGCACUACCGGACGCGGUCCCACGCGGCGGAGCUCACGGCGGGGUACUACAACACGCGGCACCGGGACGGGUACGCGCGCAUCGCGGCGAUGCUGGCGAGACGCGGCGCGGUGCUCAACUUCACGUGCAUGGAGAUGCGGGACGAGCAGCAGCCGGGGCACGCCGGGUGCGCGCCGGAGCUGCUGGUGCAGCAGGUGAGGGCGGCGGCGCGGGCGGCCCGCGUGGGGCUCGCCGGCGAGAACGCGCUGGAGCGGUACGACGAGGCGGCGUUCGCGCAGGUGGUGGCCACCGCGGCGAGCGCCGGGCUGAGCGCGUUCACGUACCUGCGCAUGAACAAGAAGCUGUUCGACGGCGACAACUGGCGGCACUUCGUGUCGUUCGUCAAGGCCAUGGCCGACGGCGGCGAGAGGGCGGCUCUGCCGAGCUGCGACACGGAGCAGUCGGACCUCUACGUCGGCUUCCUCGACGCCGCCGCCAAGGGGACGAGGACGCCGGAGGCCGAGGCCGCCGCCGCCGCCGUGUAGUAGCGCGGCGAGCCGCGCUGCCGUUGUGUAUAAGCAAGUGUAUAUAUGAUGAUGAUGCAGGGAGCUUGCAGGUUGCAGAGUUUUAUAGUCAGUAACCGAGCAAGCAUUUGUAGUUCAUACUUAGGCCAUCAAAGAUUUUUUUGGUCAGAUUUCAAAUUGUACUCAAAUUUGGCAGCUGUGGAACUGCCCACCAUGUCAUAAACUUCACUUAGCCGGAAUAAGUUGCAAGGCAAUAGUUAAAACCGUAGCUAUUUCAGCAGUACAUAAAUUUGGGUUUUGUUUGUUCAAAAGAGCAUCCUGUGAUAGGGUAUGGAUUUGGGCCACUGUCAAUUUUUAUGUUGAAGGUAUGAAUAGUUCAUACUUAGGCCAUCUAAGUCCUUUUUGGUCAAAUUUCAAA